AUCUCAAUUUCUUCACCAAUCACCCCCGACAAAUCCCUCCGGCCGCUCUUUCUCCCCGUCCCCGGGAUCGUCAGGCAUUCGGCCAUGAGGAGGAGCGGGGGGGUCAGGAAGAGCUUCAGUCAUUAAUAGGCCCCGAAGAUUGGAGCAGUGAGAGAGUGCAACUACGUUCUGACAUCUGUGUGCACCUGUCAUGCUGGCCACAGCCUCUCUGUGCAACGGUGUUCACGACUGGACAAACUCGGACCGAAUCCGGAUGUGUGGCAUUAAGGAAGAUAGGAGAUCUUCACUCACAGAUGCAGAAUCCAGGAAAAGUGUUCCACAGCCACUAGGGACGGAAGAUACUUGUAUUAGCAACCACACUGAAGUGGCGACUGAACGAAUGAGCAAUGGUGCCCAUCAAGUCGAGUGGGAUGAAAGUAACUUAUUGCAGGAGGAACUUCAGAAUUGCAAGAAUAAUGAGCCUGAAAAAUCUGUUCGCAAAGAAGAGGAGGUCACCUUCAUGACCACUUCGGACACACAGUUAAAGACUGAAAAAGUUACAAAUGUGGAAAGUAAAUUGCUUCAUGGGGAAAUGCCAGAAAGUGGAGAUGACAAAAUGAAAAAUUUGGAGAGUACGGGCAUGCAUCGUAAAGCACAACAAACUCUGUCAAAAACUACUUGCACUCAGGAAAACACUGGGGAACCAGAAAAGACUAUAAAGCAAAAAGUGACUCCUGGGACUGAAGCUAAGUAUCAAGGACUCCUCUGGAAUGAUCCACAAAUAGACAGUGCUAAAUCAGGGAAUUGCCGCCCUUUUGAUGCACCAAACUCAUUAAACUUGUUCAAACCUGGUUUAUCGUCAUCCCAGAAUUUACACACUGUUACUCGACCAUUUCUUUCACCAAUGUUUAACCAGGGUCCACAUUUGAUGUACUUACCACCAAACUUGGUCCAUCCCCAUGUUGCAUCAUCUCUUCCAACAACUUUAGGAGUUACAGUGCAGACAGUACCACCAUUUUUACAAAGUAAAGGAGGCAGCAUUAAUGUAACAUCUGAUCUACAUUCAUAUUCUCAUCCAGUGAUGCUCAACAGACCUUUGACUUCAGAAUCCAAGAUCAAACAUACUGCUGACUACUCUCAGUCCCUGUUUGCAAAAAAUAAAACUGAAUCAGAAUCCUCUCAGCAGCAACAGAUUUUAGCUUCCACCUCCCAUGCUUCACUACCAACUUCCCACGUUUAUUUCAACCCAGGCAGUGAAUUAUCUUUGGGACAAAAGAUCCCAAAUAGUCAGUUAUCUAAACUUCCUGAGUGCAGUUCUACUCACCAGCGUUCAGGUGGGCCCUCAGAAAAUUCACAUCCUCCAUUCAUAGUAUUUAGAUCUCCACCUCAACUUGAGAAGCAGAUAUAUCCAGAGGGAUCCCAUGACUUGCCACUAGAUUUGUCAGCAAAAUCAAGCUGUCAUGGUAUUGGGGUUAAACAGAAUUCUUUCCCUGAGCUGCGGAAAACCCCACCUAUGCCAGUAUUGACGCCUGUUAAAGGAGAUAGAUCAUUCUCCCUGUUGCACUCUAAAAAUGAUGGUAUCACAUCUCAAAUUCCUCAAGGUAUCUAUAGUGCCAACAGUAUUAAAGGAAACUUUGGUUUAACAUCACCUGUUGUGGUUUUUCCAGAUACUAUAAGAAAUGGCACUACUCUUCAAAAGAAUUCAAUUGACCCUUUAACCUUGCAGCCAUUGAACCCAGCUUGGUCCUGGGUAAAAGGUUCCAGUAAACUGGUGAACCAUAACCCACGGACUUUUGUUGGUGUAGCCAAUGCUAUACCUGCGUCUAUGUUACAGAUUGGUAAUGAAGAUUCUAAGAAUGCUGCUAAGCAAGAACCAAUUUCAAUUGUUUACCAAGGCGAUUGCCAGUUAUCACUUGCCAAUGGUGACAAAAGUGGGGAGGCCAAAAAGGAUGCAUGUGGAGGUGAAGGUGUAAAAAAACCUAAUAGUCAAUUGCAUAGCUGUUUUGUUUCCAACCCAAAUGAAGUGGCAUCAUUUCAUUCAAAUACAUAUCCCCCAUUCGUCAUUAACCACCUUUAUCUGGCAAAAGAUAAAACUCCAUUUCAUCAUUCAUCAUUGUUAACUAAUGGCAGUUGUUCAGCACAACAGCUACCCCUAGCUCAAGGAAUUCCUUGUGGGUUAACAUCUUCCAGAGGUGAAUAUACUUUAUUUCAAAGCCCACAUCAUCUGGGGGCUGUUUGGACUCCUCAGAACUGUGGAGAAAAAACAAAAGAAGACAAGCUACAGAUAAUGGGUUCGCCAUUAUCCAACUUGGAGACUAUUGUUCGUAACCGGGCUUUGGAACUAUUUGCAAUUGAAAGUAAAAAGGACAAUCCGAAAUCAUUCACUCCAAAUGCAAUAAGUAAGGAAGGUACUCCUUCCAAAGAUUUGAACCAAUCAGCCUCCAGUAGUACAAAUGUAGUUGACUUGAGCCGUUUACCUUUUGAAAGCAAAAGUGGUCAGAAAGAUCAACAAAAUAUGAUUUCUACAAUCAAGGUGGACAAAAUGGGUAAAACCAAUAAUGGAAUUACAAGUGAAAAUUCUAAUAAUUCAACGGGUGAUGUGGAUGAAGUUGGAAAAAAUCAAAAUAUGGAGCAAAAAGGACAAAGAAUAAUUACUUCUUUGCUAUUGAGCAACCAGCCUUUAAUUAAUCAUAGCCAUAGUAUUAAGGAUCUUCCUGUUGUAGAAAGUGACAAGAAGGUAGAGCUAGCAACCAUACAAGAGUUGGCAUGUGGAAAUACAACAUCCUCCAAAUUAUCUACAGAUGCAGAUCAAUCCAUGACUAAAGCUAUAUGUAAUGAGAAAGAGCAUUGUGGACCAGUCAAAUGUACUGUUACCAAAGAAAAGAAGGAUGGUUCAGUGAAGAAUCUAGUUUCUAAAUGUAAAGGACCUAAUUCAGUUAGAUGCAGUACAAAUCCAUCUAGCUAUAUUGGAAAGAAGUUGAAAUGCACUAAGAAGGAAGAUAUUGUAAGUUGCAAAAGAUUAAAUCGGGAACAGCAGACCAUUCAGGGAUCCAAAAGACGGUCAAGCAGUCUCGAAGUGAGUCAUAGAGAUAGUGAAGAUGAUGUCUGUUCAUCCAAAGGACUUGAUGGAGAAAGAAAAAGCAAACGGCUGAGAACACCAAAGACUGAAUGUUCUUCUAGAACAGCAAUACAAGAAAAAGAUCUUUCUUUAAGAAAAGGCAAAAAUAGUUUUAAGGACUUCAUUCCAGUGGUGUUGAAAACCAGGACACGUAGUCAGUCAGAAAGUUUCUGUGUCUCAUCAGUACAUGUGACUUGUGACCAGACGGACAGUACAUUGGAAGAAAGUCAGCUUAUGCAUGAGGAAGUGGAAAAUGAUGUAAAAGCAAAGAAAAGUUCAAGGAGUUGGGAGAAGUCUACAACGGAGAAUAAAGGGACCAAAGAAGAGAGUGAGGUGGGAAGGACUGGCAGUUCGAUAACUGACGUGGGUGAACAGAAUAGUUUGGAACCACUUGACUCGGGUUGUAUAACAGAAAUUGAUGGGAAUUGUAAAAGUAGUAAUAAACGAAACCCUGCCAUCAAAACGCAAAUAAGAACCAGUAGGAAGAAAUUUAAAAGUGAGAAGGAUUCUGAAGUACUUUUACACAAAAGGGAGGAAAAUCAAGAUAACACAGGAAUAAAGACACGGAAAGCUGUUACUACAGGAACAUGGACACCUCCUACUUCACCGCGGAAAAGGCUUGCUCUUUCAGGCACUUUGCCCAGUGCUGAUUGGAAUCUGAGUGUCAGACACAGCACUCCUGUGUCAGGAGGUUUACGAAAACGUAAAGAAUCUUGUAGUACAGGCUCUCUCAACUUGAGUCACAUAUCCGAAUCUCCAAGCCAGUUUCAGUCAGAAAAACCAUCAGGAAAACGUAAAUGUAAAACAAAACAUAUUAUUGGACCCCAAUCCCCAGACGAAGAUGCAAGCAACCAAGGAAGACACAAGAUUAAAGUAAGGCAAAAACGCUCUCUAAAGCGCUCAGCGUUAAUGCUCGAUUCUGAUUGGAGCCCAUCACCAAAGAAGCAACGUGAUCAUUCAACCCACUGGAAAAAGCGGACAUCUUCAGUUACUCCUGUAAAAUAUGCAACAGUGCCACGGUCACCAUGUGCUCAAGCAGAGACAUCUGCAGGCCAGCAGUCACAAUCUGAAACACGAAAGUUAAUAGUAAAUAAGAAUGCUGGCGAAACACUGCUGCAGAAGGCUGCACGAUUAGGCUAUGAGGAUGUAGUUAUCUACUGUUUGGAGAACGCCAUUUGUGAUGUCAAUCACCGGGAUAAUGCUGGGUAUACAGCAUUGCACGAAGCUUGUGCACGUGGCUGGCUUGAUAUUGUCACACGGCUCCUAGAGCAUGGAGGAGAUGUGAACUGCAGUGCGCAGGAUGGUACCAGACCUAUUCAUGAUGCUGUCGUGAAUGAUAACCUGGAUGUUGUCCAUAUUCUUCUGUCGUAUGGUGCAGAUCCCACCCUUGCUACCUAUUCGGGUCAGACGGUUCUGAAGAUGGCUCAUAGUGAGCCAAUGAAACAGUUUCUUUUAGAAUAUUUCACUGACCUGAGAGGCCGGAGUGAAGAUGAUCCAGCCCUUCACUGGGAAUUUUAUGGAAGCUCUGCAUGUGAGCAGGACAAGGAAACUUCUUGUAACAUUUUGGCAAACCCUCCUGGCCUUGAUGAAGAGGAAGAUGAAGAUAUCAAUUAUUUUGCAUUUGAGUUUUCAGACAAACCUCUUCUUACAUGUUACAAUAUACAAGCUUGCCUUUCUCAUGGCCCUUGCAAUUGGCUUGUAUUAGCCGAAGUUCUUCGAAGACUGAAAAUGUCAGUCAGGAUUUUCCAAUCCCGCUUCCCUCACUUUGAAAUAGCUACCAUUACAGAGGUAGAAUUUUACAAACAGGUGUCCACAAGCCAGGUACAUUUCCAACUUGGGAACCUUCAGUUCUGCUCCCUCGAUGGCAGGAUGUCUCUGGAACUGGUACGGUGUGUACCUGAGUUGUUGGACCUCCUUGGUUCUACGGUGGAACUAUUAACUGAAGACUGUGAGAAAGUUAUUACAUUCACAAGGUGAACCAAAAUCAUGACUGAUUGACAAACUAUUCCCACUUUGAAUAAUAGGGAAUGAAUUGAUUGGGUACUAGCAGGUGUGUAUACUAAGCCAGCCAGUACUUCCGUUGUUUCAAAUCAGGCAUGGACCAGCCACCCAAACAGAACAGAAAAAUAAUAGGUCAGUUCUGACCUUAGUGCAACAAAAUAAGGAUUGCUGGGAUGUUUAAAGGAAGUGUUAAAAAUACUUUAACUAGGUUCAUUAAAAUAUUUUCUACCCAACUAAUUAUGUUGAGUGCACCUAAGUUUGUGAUCCACUAACCAUGAAAAACAAUUAGUAAUGGAUUAAGUAAUUCUUGUGAAAUAAUCAAUAUUUAUUCCUGUUCCCAAAUUUUGGAUAUCAUUUUUCCUUUAAUCGCUUUUUACGUAAGGUAUAUAAAACUUCCUUUCCUUUCUACCCAAUUCACUCACUAUCAUACACAACACUAGUCUCCAUUGAGAGCACAGGUUGGUGGUCUAUUCACAGUCAUUUAAGAACUGCAUUCUCAGACAGCUUCAAGAAGAUAGCAAGAAAGUCUUAUGAAGAAUUUUCCUGGUUUCUCUCACUCUUCUUCAUGGAUUCUUGAGCUAAAUGAUAGCACUGCAUAUUAUGAAUCUGAGAGCAGUCAUUCAACAGAGUAUAGAUUAAACUUGCAUCCAAGCAUUAUAACACAAUGUGCUCUUCUGUGUUAAAGAAACCCAGCUGUGCGUGUGCAACUUUUUGUUUGAAAAAUUAAUUUGCAUCUGACUUAGAUACUAACAGAACAAAAUGGUAUUAAUUUUGAAUGAGUUGGGUAACAUGUUUCAAGAUCAAGAAACAGGAAUUAGCCAGAAUUAUAUCACCUGAAAGAUCUAAGACAUAAGGAUCAAAGUCAAAACUCUUCAGUGUAGUAACUGAAUACACAUUCAUUCCU
Molecule: messenger RNA, 6002 nt
Organism: Hemiscyllium ocellatum (epaulette shark)
Lineage: Eukaryota; Metazoa; Chordata; Chondrichthyes; Orectolobiformes; Hemiscylliidae
Gene: bcorl1
Product: BCL6 corepressor-like 1
Exons: 14
Coding region: 191-5074 (1627 amino acids)
Biological process (GO): negative regulation of transcription by RNA polymerase II
Cellular component (GO): nucleus
Molecular function (GO): transcription corepressor activity; protein binding
Source: RefSeq, a predicted model, not a curated record